UUCACAAGAGAUAUAAACAAAGCAACCUCUGCACAAAGUCCUCACGCGCUCUCUCUCUGCCCUUAACGGAGACGGGAAAAAGAUAGAGGUCGGAGAUUAGCUCAAUCUCUCCGUUUAAUACGUAAUCGUUCCAAUAUUUAUCACGAUCAACAAUUAAAAAUCACGAAUAUCAGUGGCUUCCUGUAGACAGCCUAAGCAUAUUUGGCUUCUUGGCAAUGGAUAAAAAAGCUGCUUCUAGUCUUUUUGUUAAUGAUGGUUCAUUCAUGGAGAGGUUCAAACAACUUCAGCAAGAGAAGGAUAAGGACCAGGAGAAGGAUAAAGGUGCUGUAGAGAAGGAAUCUAAACCCAAAACGAUAGUUUCAGGGACUUUGGUCCCUAAAACUUCCACUGGUAAAAUAAGUAUGCAAUUUAAGGCUAAUAGCGCAAGCAAGACCCCACAGCCUUCUUCAGGUGGAAAACUUGCUUUCAGCUUGAAACAGAAGUCAAAGAUUGUGGCUCCUGCGGUUAAGUUGGGUGAAGAUGAGGAGGAUGAAGAUGAAGUAGAUGCUGGGAAUGUUUCUGGUGAUGCAUCUGGAAAAAGGCAGAAGUUGAAUCAUUUGGAUUCUUCUGAACAAUCAAGACAAGUGGAUGUUGCACCACUGUCCCCGAGUGAUCCUACAGUGAAGAAAGUUGCUGACAAACUUGCAAGUUUUGUUGCCAAAAAUGGAAGGCAAUUUGAGCAUGUCACGCGCCAAAAGAAUCCUGGUGACACACCUUUUAAAUUUCUAUUUGACAAGACAUGCUCAGACUACAAAUACUAUGAGUUUCGCGUUGCUGAAGAGGAGAGAGCUCUUUCACAAGCUAGGGAUCCUGAAAUCUCUACUAGUGGUACUACAAGUACUUCGGCCUCUAAAAGCACAAGUGGUUCUCACAGGUCUCAUCAGCAGCAACCAAAUUACCAAAUUCCUGCUUCAGCUCUUUAUGAAGCCACUGAUGAGCAGGGGGAUUCAAUGGUUUCAGUACAAACAGAAUCAGCAGGAAGAGCUGGUGAAUCUAGUGCUCCAGAAGGUACAGAUCCCAUAGCAAUGAUGGAGUUCUACAUGAAGAAGGCUGCUCAAGAGGAGAGAAGGAGACAGCCUAAACAGUCAAAGGAUGAGAUGCCCCCUCCUCCUUCUCUUCAAGUUGGCGUUACAGGUUCUUCAAAAAGAGGUCAUCACAUGGGUGACUACAUUCCACAGGAAGAGCUUGAGAAAUUCUUGGCUACCUGUAAUGAUGCAGCUGCACGAAAAGCUGCUAAAGAGGCUGCAGAGAGGUCAAAAAUUCAGGCUGAUAACGUCGGGCAUAGACUGUUAUCAAAAAUGGGUUGGAAAGAAGGUGAGGGUCUGGGGAGUGGCAAAGGCGGCAUCGCAGAUCCCAUUAUGGCUGGUAAUGUAAAGAUGAAUAACUUGGGUGUUGGUGCUCAUCAUCCUGGGGAGGUGACUCCUGAGGAUGAUAUUUAUGAGCAGUACAAGAAGCGGAUGAUGCUUGGUUACCGUUACAGACCAAAUCCUCUGAACAACCCUCGAAAAGCAUACUACUGAAGAAGUUCUCAUGCUAGCUAUUUGUUUUUAAACCGGUUUUUGGGAAAAUAACAAGGGUUUGAACUGCUUAUUGUGCUGGACUUGGAAUAUUAAAUUGUACCUCUUAUGAAUUGGUGUUCAAUGACAAAUUAUUCGUUUGUUUCCAUUUUACAAUUCA
This is a messenger RNA of Jatropha curcas, 1716 nucleotides long. Its product is annotated as SWAP (Suppressor-of-White-APricot)/surp domain-containing protein / D111/G-patch domain-containing protein. Gene Ontology annotation, molecular function: RNA binding. The record is from RefSeq and is a predicted model, not a curated record. Gene Ontology annotation, cellular component: nucleoplasm. Gene Ontology annotation, biological process: RNA processing. NCBI's taxonomy places the organism in Eukaryota, Viridiplantae, Streptophyta, Magnoliopsida, Malpighiales, Euphorbiaceae.